Melanotaenia boesemani (Boeseman's rainbowfish) is the source of this 1226-nucleotide messenger RNA. RefSeq lists its product as uncharacterized. The record is from RefSeq and is a predicted model, not a curated record. NCBI's taxonomy places the organism in Eukaryota, Metazoa, Chordata, Actinopteri, Atheriniformes, Melanotaeniidae. Bases 334 to 1131 code for a protein of 265 amino acids. The transcript has 4 exons.
GCUGUUUUCAACUACAACACAGUAAAAUAACAAGUGUAAAAUGUGUUCUGGUCAGAUGUAGGUACAGUACUUUCCUGUUGAUUGAAACAAUAUGUUAUGUUAACAAAAUGUUGCUAACACCUCUUUCACUGUUGAUCAAAUUCUUUUUGAUGAACUAUGCAGAUUAGAUAGAGACUGAUGAAUAACUUACAGCUGACACAGCUGCAUUCAGAGAAUACAAAGGUCAAGAAAACAUGAAAUGUUUAUUGGUAGAACUUUGGCCCUUCAGGUCCACAGCAGGUAAACUGAGAGACUCUCGUCCUAAACAUUUAGCUGAAAGCUGAAGGAGACACCAUGUUCAGGAUUUCUUUGAUAAUUAGUGUUUUGCUGAUAUUCAGCAUCACAGCGAAGCCCUGGAAUAAACUUCCAGAUGAACCCUUCCAGGAAACUGUUAUGACCAUAGAUGAUGAAAGGAAGCCAUCUUUUAAAGUCCAAGUGGAGCCUCCAGAAAACAUGGAUGGAAUUCACUAUAACAUUGACCCCCAGAUGAGGAUUUGGAAGAGCAUGACAGGUGGUGGACAGAGCAAACAGUUCCUGAAAGCUGAGGAAGACUUGGAUGAGGUGUAUCACCCCUCAGUGCCUGAGCUGCUUCAAGUUCAAAAACAAAACCUGGGCCCUGCUGCCGACACCCAAGCAGAGCUACCACAGGAAGACGUCAAAGUCCAGUACAGGCAGGAAGCAGAAGAAGAUAGAGAUUAUAUCGACCACCCUGCUUUUGAGGAAGUGGCAGCACAAGAACCUGAGGAGAACUUGGAUGACGCCUACAACAAGGCAAGGGAGGAGCUGGCUGAAUAUUUGGUUCCACUAAUGGCCAAACACAAAGCUGGAGCACAUGUUGCCCCCUAUCAACCAGAAAAGGAUGAAGACCAGCUUUCACCUGUGCAGAUAGAUGGGCUGAGGCAUGAGAUGAGUGAAAGGAAGUUCAGAGUUCACCUUCAGCCGGAAGAGGACAUGGACGGCAUUUACCACAAAGACUUCCUCGUGCCAGUCUUUAAUCAAGACGACACUGAAGCUGCUGCUCCUGUUGAUUUGCCAUUUCAAGGGAAGUACAGUGUGCCAGAGGAAGAUAUGGAUCAUAUCUACCACCAGUAAGCCUACAAACAAGAGGCUGAUGGAGUGCAGCUCCAACCAAAUAAAUUAUGAGUGUAAUUUGAUUUUAUUAGUCUUAAGGAAACGCAAAUGUUUGA